Messenger RNA from Diatraea saccharalis (sugarcane borer), 4884 nucleotides. NCBI's taxonomy places the organism in Eukaryota, Metazoa, Arthropoda, Insecta, Lepidoptera, Crambidae. The record is from the annotation of a GenBank genome assembly.
AUAUGUCAAAUUACAAAUCCGACUCGUCUGGAGUGAUUUCUUGUUGGAUCAUAAAAUAACUUUACUUUUCCUAUUUACAUUUACAGUAAUCUUUCAUGUUUAAAUGUAGUUAACUAUUUAAAUUCCUAUGUAAUUUGUUCAAAGUGCCAAAUUGUUGUUUCCACUUCGCUGGUAUUAUGAAUCAGGUUGAUCAAAAUAUAAACAAAGAUAUGAUUGAAUCUGAUCUGAUCGACGUGGAAUCUUUGGAUUAUUCCGAUGAUCAGACUUGGCUGUAUAGUGUACCUAAUGACUCCGGUAACAAAGUAGACCUUGUAGAUCUAUCCUGCGACUGGCCAAAUAAUGAAGAUGAUGAUUACCAAGAGCUGGAGAAAAAACUUAACGUUAUACUUGAUAACAUACUCAAAAAUGAAGUCCUUGCUAUGCCAGACAAGCACACAUUCGACUCGCGUACAUACGUCAGGCCGAAGAAACGUGCAACAAGGCCCAGUAUACAGAGCAUCAUCGAAGUGUCUUCCCAUAACCCAUCGUCUAACAACUCGUUUCAUCAAACCACAAACAAAUACUUGACUUACAACAAAUACAGCAUGCCCCUGGGACCAAUAAACCCAAUGUUGAGACUGAAGACGUUCAACGUAGAUGCUAAUACUGAUAAUAGUCAUGUUGUCAAAGAGUAUGCGAUGAAGAGGCGGAGUUUAGUCCAAGAUGAUGACCCACAGCUGGAAGACCUGGAUGUAAUGCUACCGUCAGAAGUAUCGGAACGGGGGGUCUUCGAUCAUGCACCGGCGUUGUCUAAACCGAUCAACAUUGACCUGUCACAGCCGGCUCACAAUUUACACAACACAUUCAAUAAGGGUCUCACGAACAUUAUGAACGAACGCGGCAGCCUGAAUAUGUAUCAAAGCGGUGAGUCCCUCAUGCGCAUGUCGCCGCCGAGUCUUGUCACCUCCUUACUUAUGGAUGAUUCGGGUAACUUCAACGCGGAAUCGUUAGAUAGCAGAAAAUCGCUGUCCAUGCCGCAUAGAGACUCAGCGCCACCCCAAUCAGGCCGCCAAAGUUUCGACCCAAUGAUGACAAGUAUAACUCUAAGUAUUCUAGACGAGAAAGAUAUGAGCACUAGUUUCCUCUCACAAACCACGUAUCCUGACAACGACAGUUUAAUGGACUCCCUACCGCCAAGUCUUGUCAAUUCCGUGAAUUCAUCAUACGUCGUUUCCAACACUCCCAACCAAAAGCCAGAUCCCUCUGAAGACUCUAAUAUAUUUAGUUCUGUGACGUUCACGCACUUGGAGCAAUCUGAGAAGCUAUUAUCGGCGAGACCUCGGUGCCAACUCUUCAAUAGUUUCACGAAACGCGAUUCGACAAUCCGAAAUUCAGAAAGUUACACUAAAUCGCGUGAAGAAGCCUGCCAAAUUGAUACUACCAAGAUAUUGAACGAAAACACUGAAAAGAAGGAUUCUGUUAAAUCUACGCCCAAAACUAAUCCUGAAAUGACGGAAACAAUUACCUUACAUUACUCAAAUACAAAGUUCAGAAGUGACAAUGAGGAGAAAGAGAACGUGAACGCUACGUUUGAGAAGGACGACACGUUUUAUAAAGACAUGGGCAUGCAACGAACGGUGGACUUGGGCAGGAAGAGCUUGAAUGUGACUUUGGAAAAACAGGAGUUAAACGAGAUCAUACAAGCGAGACAGAAAUUGUCUUUAGCGAGAAAAACGUUGCCAAGUGAACCAGACCAGUUAACAAACCAAUCCGAACCGUCACCGAUUAAAACUAUUCAGUUGCCAAAUAAAACAAUCACGGUGCCUAGACGGAGUAUGGAGAAUGCAUCAGAAUUGUUGUCUAGGGGGAGGGCGAUGAACGGCGGUUUUGAUAGACACGAGGAACCUAGCAGGGAAACACCCAAAAGAAAUGCAACUUUCAAGAAAGUAUCCCCUAAGAUGACCGCCAUGGAUACGACGGUUGUGUACGUUAAUGCUGAAGAAACUAAAGAUAUUAUAGAUAUAAAUUCGGCUACUUUAAAUCUUACCACUGAACGAACUUCACAAAAAGAGGAAUGGGGUUCACAAGAGCGUGCUAUGGUCGGCUCCAGUGAAAGCACUGACACGGGGACGUUUAGUUCUUCGAGUCCACCUGAAAGUGUGCCAGAUAGCACGCCACCUAAUGACCCACGCACACACGUCGCUUCGACACCGCUACUGUCAUUGAAAAAGGGGGCCAAAAAUGACUUGUUAAAUUUGCACAGCACAAUAUCACCCAUAUAUGACAUUGUACAUGACAAAUCGUAUACUGUAACCAAAUCGCCCGGUUCCAACACAUCAGCGCUGGAGAAUACUUGCGACAUUCAUGAUACUACCGUGAUAAAUAGCGCUACUAUGGUUAAGAAGUCGUCGGCGAAAAGGGAUAUUUUAGCUGGCCGGACUAGUCAGGAGAAAAGGAGUUUAGGUCUACCAUCGCAAAUGCGAUAUUCGCCCAGUCGGACAUCGCCUACGAAUGCAGGUAAUCCGGUACCGAGUGGUGUACCGCGCGUCUCAUCCGGCGGUAGGCCGAUGGUGAGACGCGGCGUGUACGCCUCCAACCCCGUUCUGAGUCCCACCGCGCAGAACCCGCCCGCUACUCUAGUGUCGCCACCCGCCAGACGGGACUCCUAUACGGUGGCCGUCGAUCACGCACAGAGGGAGAGAGAGGAUGAGAAAACAGCAGCUAAGACAACGCUAGCAGCGCCGCCCGCGCUCGUACGACAAGGCACGGAAACUCUCCGCCGGGAAAGACCGCAGAGUCAACUGAUGAUGCCGAGAGAUUCGCCGUCAUCGCGACCUUAUUCUAUUGCGGGUGUUCCACAACUGCGAGUUUCAAGGCCAACAUCAGUACCGACACAGAGACCCGCUCCAGCGCCUGUAGUGACGAGUGAGCCGCGGCCGACGUCAGCGUUACCCCGACCCUCUAGGCUUCCUGCACCGAGGAGGUCAUUGAGGCCACCAUCUGUAUACUCAGUAGCGCCCGCAGCAGACCUGGACCACUACUGACCCCUAGCUUGCUGCGCCAACAUAUGGCAGCGGAGCCCUAACUGAUUGCUACUAAAUCUUAGAGUAUAAAUAACAAAUUGUGACUGAUCAGAGAAACGUUGUGUCUUGAAGAACUCUUUUUUUUACUAUAUUUAUUACCCUGGCAACAUUGCUUUUACUUAACGAUUUGCUAUUUAGAAAAUUUUUAAAUGAUUCUUAGAAACAUAAAAUUCGAUUCUAACAAUUUUUUUUUUGUUUUUUAGUAGGUAUUAGUAGAUUACCUCAUCCGACAAAUGUCAUUACUAAUACUAUUUUAUUAAGUAUAUAUUUUAGUAUUAAUGAAACUCAUGUAAUAUUCAUCUCAUUUUUUAUACUAGCUAAUUUUAAAGAGACUUAGAAACUCGACCAAUAGGUAUGUUUUUUAUACGGCAAAAUUAUUGAAUUACAUUAUUUAGUGACAAUAAAUCGUGGAAAAUAAACUUAAAAGUAGUCCUUUUGGUAAUAUCAAAAUUAAAGUAUUAAAAUGUGUUGUUCUAUUAUUAUCUUAUAGUAACGGAUGUUGACAUUUUUUAAAAUACAUGUGUCUAUUAUGUUUUAUCUAAGUGGAAGUGUAUUUUCGGCAUUCAAAAUUUUUCCAUGCAAAAGUUUUGCGAAUGUCUAUAUGAUGAGGUGCGAAAUUCACUUUUCUUACCUUGAAAAGUUUCCCAUUUCAACCUCUGAUGAUUAUAUAAUUGAAUGGAACGUAAGCUCUCUCUCGUAUCAUGUCUAUGCACACAGCAACACGUCAUGUUAUCGUCAUAUGUCAUAAAGAAGUGGCGAAAAUUGAGAUUUCUGUAUAAAUUGACGUUUUGUUGAUGUACAUGAGUAAGCUCAAUGUUCACAAUAAAAAAAAAAACUCUGCCUAAAUCAUGUUUUGGUACAAAGACAUACAAAUAAGAUAUUAUUAUUGCUAUUAAUUAACAAAUGUAAAUUUUAGUGCGACGUUAACACGGGGCUUAGUAAUUUAUUUCAGUGUUAAGUAUUUGCAUUUUGUUUAGACUUUAUAAUCAUUAUAAGGAACUGUUAUUAUAAUGUAAUUUCUAUCCAUGUAAACUGUAACAAGUUUUUGUAAUAUAAUUUUUAAUAUAUAUUAAAUGGUACUUUUAUCUUGUGUAUUAUCGCAAUGAAUAUAUACUUAUUAGAUUUCUGCCAUUCGUACAACUGUAAACGCACACAAAUUAAUGUAUAUUUCAAAAUAUAAUUUCGUGUAAAUUUUGUAAAUUAGCUUUGCGAUUUUUCAUAACUAAAUAUAUCGUAUCAUUAACCUUUUUGUCACACUAUUUACACUAGCUAUAUAACAUAUCUAAUCAAGAGACUAGAAAUUUAAAACAUAAUUUCACACCAAAAGCAUAUCUACUAAAUUAUUAUAUUGUACAUCGAUGUGAGUAAAUACCGGCCAUACAAUUGUUAUAAACAUCGACAUCAUUUGUUUUUGCCAAUAAAUUGUAUAUUUUGUAAACAAUAUUUAUAUGUAUAGACGAUGGUUUUAUGCACUUUUUAAAUAAAUUUGUAUCCACUUCAGUUAGCGCCGCUGCGCCAAUAUAUUUGUCACUUUAAGAGCACCGUGGAAGCACUGGUAAUUUUUUUUAGCUGGAAAUUGUAUAUUAAGUAUAUUAUAUGCGUAUUCGUUGCUGAUUUUUAAAUACGUCGCGCUUAAUGUGAAUGUUUCAUUCAUAUCAAAUAAUGCCACUUGCUACUUUGGAAAAUUAAUGUACAUUCGUGCAUCUUAAGUGACGGUUCGUUAUCUAUUUGGUGCUUGAGGCGGUUUGUUUUAACUUGUCGUGCCUUAUAUAGGUAGUGUAAGAAAUUUUGUUUUCAUUUUCUAAUAAAACUAUGUAUUUCC